Molecule: messenger RNA, 1330 nt
Organism: Ciona intestinalis (vase tunicate)
Lineage: Eukaryota; Metazoa; Chordata; Ascidiacea; Phlebobranchia; Cionidae
Source: RefSeq, a predicted model, not a curated record
UUUUUCUCAAUUGUUUUGGAUAAUUAUAAUCCUGAUGUGCGAUAAACGUUUUAGCAGAAUAUCAACUUGUAUAUGAUGCGUAUAUAGUUGGUUCGUUUCUCUCUUCAUUAAAAUGGUAGAUAGCAAUGAUUCUGCGGUUACGGCGAUAGAAAUUGAUCGCAACGCACAGGCUGAUGAAACAGGAAUACAGUUUUUAAAAAAUAUCGACCCGGAAGAACUUAGGCUUUGCUUUUUCCGAGAUCAGCUUGUUACAGUUUCAGAGGAUGGUUCAGCGGUCGGGGAAUUCACAGCUAGCGUCGAAAGAGUGACUGAAGCAGGAAAAAAGCUCGUGUUAAUUCACGCAAGCAGUCAUGGAAAAGUCGAUGGAACGCCAAUGGGCACGACCAUUACAACGUAUCUACAACCGGAAAGUUUGGAGGUAUUGCGACAGGAGCACAUCGAAUUUGUAAAGCUUCCAGGGCACGAGCUUGAGAAGAAAACAGAAAUGAAACGCGACAUGGAGAAUGGAGAUCUGGUCAUUAAAAGGAAGGUCACUAAAGGAAACGAGAUUCGAAAAUCCAAACAUCGGUUCACCGCCAAACAAACAGCUGGUUUUGUGACAGAAGGUUCAAAUUUGCUUCUACAAAGGCUUAUGAUGAGGCAAGGACUUAACACAGAGAUUUCCUUCAUAACACUGGACUCUGAAGUUGGUUACUUGGUUAAAGCCAGCUAUCGUCCCCUACCAGAAAGAAGCCAGACAGUUUUCACAAAAGAGAUUCAGGUAUCUGGCAUUGAGCGGCGCGUUGCUUCUGUCCACGACGUUCCUUACACCUGGCAAUCGUUUUUUAUGCCUGACGGCCACUUAACUUUACGAAUACAGGUUGGUUCACCGGCUAUUGUUACUUUGGAAAAAGUGCCGCGUUUGAUCCAACGAGAUAUUGUGGAGCCAAAACCUGUAUUCGAAAAGAAGAAGUUGAUCUGGGAAGAAGAUAUGGAGAUGAACUCCCGAUUCCUACAAAGAAAAGAAGAACUAAAGGCCGGUCACGAGAAAUAUCUUCGUGAGCAUCCAGAUGCAACGGCUUUGAUUGCAGAUUUCUUUCAGUUUUUACUGCUUCGGCGGCCACACGAUGUUGUAGGAUUCGCUGCUGAUUUUUUUUCGAGUUUUUCUUCGUCGUUUCCCGAAGCCCCCGCUUACCAACACUCUGGUACAACUGCAGCGAAUGCAGAAUCUUUUAAUUAGUAUGUAAUUUUGUUAAAGAUGUACCAAUGCAACCGCUUCAGUUGUAAACUGUAUGUGUUUUUUACAAAAAAAACAAUGAAUGAUACUGUAUUGUAUUAAACAACAAAGUUU